Messenger RNA from Dibothriocephalus latus, 570 nucleotides. NCBI's taxonomy places the organism in Eukaryota, Metazoa, Platyhelminthes, Cestoda, Diphyllobothriidea, Diphyllobothriidae. The record is from the annotation of a GenBank genome assembly.
UUGCUUUUUAGAUAUGUUUUUGUAGCUCGGUGCAUCGCCUACCCAUUCUAUUCCAAACCACCCCCUGAACCAACUCGAAGGUAUACGAAAAUUUCCAAAAGUCAGCUUGCUGCGCUCAAGGCUCGAUUCCAAUCUUUCCUCAGCGGCGAACUGGAUAUAGUCGGCGAUGAGGCCUUUAACAAUGCAAUACAAAGCUAUUACGAUGCAAGUUUUCAUUUUGAUCGGUUAUCCACAAUGGUUAAGGGCGGUGGUUGCUCCAUGCACGACUUCCGAGAAGUGUUUCGACGAAACAUCGAAUGUCGGAUACAGUGUUUGCCAGACAUUGAAGGCCUUGAUAAGGCAAACAUAAUAAGCGCCUGGAUUGUAAAAUUUGACCAAAUAUGCAGAGGUGGCGUCGGACCAUCAGCAGCAAUUCAGCAGCUGCAAUUUCCACAGCCAGAGCUAAUACUCACAAAGGAACAUCUCUACGAUAUGUUUCAGAACGUUCUGAAUGUGAAGAAGUACGAGCACCAGAUUCUGUUCAAUGCCAUGCAAGAAGCAUUUGCGGACAAAUUGUCGCCAGCUUUUUAA